UUUUCAUUUUUCUUUUCCUUCAAUUCCAAUAGUAAUGCAGCCAAAAAGCACACCAAAACCUCUCUCCCUCUUUUUAACUCACAGUCCACUCUCAGUUAAAACCCUCAAAGCAAAAACCCUCAUUCGACAAUGGCAGUAAUCACCUCUUCUUCUUCUUCUCAACAACUCCAAGUCCACCGUUUCCCUCAAAACAACUACAUUGAUUCCCUCCGUUGGCUCCCUCAACUCUCCGCUUUUCACCGUCACAUCAUUCUCGCCACUUUCAACUCCGACUCCUCUAACUCAUCACUCCAAAUCCUAAACUUAACCCAAAAAGCUUCAAAUUCAGACUCAAAUUCACCAGAAAUUACACUUCAGUCGUCACUCACAACACCAUCAAGAAUCAGCUCAUUAAAAACCUCACAAAACCCCAAUAAACCCCUUAUUGCUGCAUCUACAUUUUCUGGGGAUUUGUUGGUUUAUAAAGCUGAUUUGGUUAAUGGGUCGUUGGAUUUUGUCAAUUCGGUAAAAGGUUUUCAUUCGGGUCGGGUUGCGGGUAUUGAUGUGAGUGAAAAUGGGUCGGAGUUUGUGAGUGUUGGGGAGGAUGGGAGGAUUAAUUUGGUGAGUUUUGUUGGUGGUGGGUUGAGUUCUAAGAGGGUUUUUGAUGGGAAUGGGUUGGUUUCAUAUGGGGCGGUUAAAUGGGCUUCUCCUGUGGAGUUUGUGAGUGGUGGAUUGGGGUUUAGUCUUCAAUGGUGGGAUCAACGACGACCUGGUGGACCCGUUUCACAGUUUAAAGGGAACUGGACUCAUGGAUCUACUUCUGGCAUUGUACAUUCAAUUGAUAUUCAUCCAUCAAGAAAGCAUACUUGUCUUGCAGGAGGUUCUUCUGGUACUGUGUUUGCAUGGGACCUUCGCUGGCAACAGCAGCCUAUAAUACUUGCUGGUGUUGGAAACAGUGAUUUGUCUGCCAUUUCACCAUCGGAAAGUGAUGUUUGGGAGGUCCAGUAUGACAACUAUACUACUUCAUCCAACUACCGCAACAUCUCAGAAUCACGUGUUCUUCCUGCCAUGAUUUGCUCAGAAGAUGGUAUUCUUGCCGUAAUUGAACAAGGUGAAGAACCCGUUGAACUUCUUGCUGAACCUUGCGCCAUCAACAGCUUUGAUAUUGAUCGACAAAACCCAUCAGACAUCGUUUGUAGUUUGGAGUGGGAGUCGAUAGCCAUCUUGACAAGGUCUUAACUGCUGCUUAUGAAGCUGAGAACUUUAGCUAUAUGGCGACGGGUUAUCUUUGUUGUAGUUUGAGUUUGUUAUAUAGUUAAGCACUUCAGUGUUGGUCUUCUGUCAAUUAUGAGAAAGUGUGCUGUUUUUUUUUUCCUUCACUAUGAGAAAGUGUUACUCUUCUGGUAAAUCUAAAGGAUGUACAAUGCUAUUUAGGUACUUUUCUAGAAUAGAAUACUAAGUUUUCCUCU
Messenger RNA from Nicotiana attenuata, 1448 nucleotides. Its product is annotated as nuclear pore complex protein NUP43. The transcript has 5 exons. Gene Ontology annotation, molecular function: protein binding. Bases 130 to 1218 code for a protein of 362 amino acids. Lineage: Eukaryota; Viridiplantae; Streptophyta; Magnoliopsida; Solanales; Solanaceae. Gene Ontology annotation, cellular component: nuclear pore outer ring. The record is from RefSeq and is a predicted model, not a curated record.